UGUUUAAAUGCAAACUUUAUUCACUUUUUUUUGGGGUGGGGGGCAAUUCUAGACUUUUCCAAGAUUGGGGAGGUCCGGACUCACCCCCAUCCCCCGCCAGCCCUCUGGGAUUUACGCCUAUGGGUGAGCCGGAAAAGCAACGUUUCUUUUCUUGAAAUCAAACAUCAAGUAAAGUCCGUUUAGCGUUUCCACCACUGUUCAGUUCUUUCCGAAGAUUUCUUGGUUCCUACUUUCUAACAGAUGAGAAAUCUUUGUGAUCGUUAUCAUCUCUGUGCAGCAAAAGGCAAGAGCUGACAAGUCAGGUGGCUGAGAAAGGGGGAAAAGCUAGAUUUGGCUUCUGGAGUGACUCACUUGUUUUCUUUGGAAGAAAUUAAACUUCAGAGACUCUCACUGCUAUUCAGAGCUGCAAUGGAGCAGCCAGGAUAUCAAAUGGAUUCUGUGAAGUUCUCCUGUUCCAUCUGUUUGGAUCUACUGAAGGAUCCAGUGACUAUUCCCUGUGGACACAGUUACUGUAUGAACUGCAUUAAAACACACUGGGAUGAAGAAGUUCUGAGGAAAAUCUACAGCUGCCCUCAGUGCAGGAAAGAGUUCAUACCAAAGCCUGCUCUGGAGAAAAACAUCAUGUUAGCUGAUUUAGUGGAGGAUCUGAAGAAGACUGGACUCCAAGCUGCUCCAGCUGAUCACUGCUAUGCUGGACCUGAAGAUGUGGCCUGUGAUGUCUGCACUGGGAGGAAGAUGAAAGCUGUCAAGUCCUGUUUAUCUUGUUCAGCUUCUUAUUGUAAGAAUCAUCUCCAACCUCACUACUGUGAUCCACCAUUACAGAAGCACAAACUGGUGAGCCCGUCCAAGAAUCUCCAACAGAACAUCUGCUCUUGUCAUGAUGAAGUGAUGGAGAUCUUCUGUCGUACUGAUCAGCAGUGUAUCUGUUAUCUCUGCUUAAUGGAUGAACAUAAAGACCAUGAAACAGUCCCAGCUGCAGCAGAAAGAGCUGAGAAGCAGAAGAAGCUCCAGAAGAGUCGGCAACAAAUAAUGCAAAGACUCCUGGAACGAGAGAAAGAUGUGAAGCUGCUUCAACAGGAGGUGGAGGCCAUCAAUGUCUCUGCUGAUAAAGCAGUGGAGGACAGUGAGAAGAUCUUCACUGAGAUGAUCCGUCUCCUCCAGAAAAGAAGCUCUGAUGUGAAGCAGCAGAUCAGAUCCCAGCAGGAAACUGAAGUGAGUCGAGUCAAAGAUGUUCAGGAGAAGCUGGAGCAGGAGAUCACUGAGCUGAAGAGGAAAGACGCUGAGCUGGAGCAGCUCUCACACACAGAGGAUCACAACCAGUUUCUCCUCAACUACCCCUCACUGCCAGCACUCAGUGAGUCUACACACUCAUCCAGCAUCAACAUCCGUCCUCUGAGACACUUUGAGGACGUGGCAGCAGCUGUGUCAGAGCUCAGAAAUAAACUACAGGACAUCCUGAGAGACACAUGGACAAACAUCGAACUGGCAAUUACUGAUGUGGAUGUAUUGUUGUCAGAACCAGAACCAAAGACCAGAGCUGGAUUGUUAAAAUAUUCAACCGAAAUCGCUCUGGAUCCAAAUACAGUAAAUAUAAAUUUGUUAUUAUCUGAGUGGAACAGAAAAGUAAUUGUGGGUGACAUACAGCAUUCUUAUCCUCACCAUCCAGACAGAUUCAAUGACUGUUUUCAGGUUCUGAGCAGAGAGAGUCUGACUGGACGUUGUUAUUGGGAGGUGGAGUGGAAAGGAGGUGUAGUUGAUGUAGCAGUUUCAUACAAAAACAUCAGCAGAGCAGGAUGGUCAAAGGAAUGUUUAUUUGGAUUCAAUGACAAAUCUUGGUCUUUGCGAUGUGACAGAAACAUUUCUGCAUUUUUGCAUAACAACAUUAAAACUCCAGUACCAGGUCCAGUUUCCUCCAGAAUAGGAGUGUACCUGGAUCACAGAGCAGGUAUUCUGUCUUUCUACAGCGUCUCUGAAACCAUGACUCUCCUCCACAGAGUCCAGACCAGAUUCACUCAGCCUCUACAUGCUGGGAUUUGGCUGUUUAAUCAAGGAACUGCUGAGUUUAUCACGGUUAAAUAGAGUAACUGAACAUACAUAACAAAACUUUUUUCUAGUCAAACUAACAGCUCAAAACAGUUUAACACUAAGUAUCCAUGCACCCAAAGUCACACUGAGAAGCUGGAAUUAAAUCCACAAUUUUUCUAAGUUACCUUUAGCUCCAACAUGACAUCUGUUCUAGUCCUGAUGACAUGAUGACAGGGCAAUGCAGUUAAUAUUCAUGAAUUUCAUAUAAAGAUCAUUACACAAAAAUGUUAAAAUGUAAAAACACUUAAGGACAUUCUAAUUGUCAUUUUUAAUUGACUGGACUAUGCAGACACUUAAGGCAAAAAUAUAUACACUUUUAUCUGUAAAUUUGGUGUCAGAACAAUGAGGGCAGGAGUUGUGUAAAUGUUCAUUUUUUUGUCUGUCAUGUCACUGAUUCUUAAGUACACAAAUUGAAUUCUAUCUUUUCCACAAAAAGCACUUCAGUAUCCUUUUUACCAAACACAAAUGCAAGUCAGUGAAUGCAACUGGUCUGCUGAUGUGGGUCAAAACUUCCAGAUUCAUAAGCCACAAUGUGUUUUUGACACACUGCAGUUUUGAACCAUUAGUCUCACACACAGGUGGUGCAGGUAAAUCCCCAGCCUCUGUUGUGCUGGAUAUUUAUUUAAAGGAGGAAAAGGAGUUUUAUCUUUUCACUUUUGCCAAAUAUAUGCUCAUCAUGAAGGAUUGCUAAAAAAAUCACGUCAGCUAACUUAAUUAACUGAAAUUAACUGCAAUGUUUUGUAACUGCAAUGUUUGUAAGAUUGGACUGAAUAUGAAUCGGAAUCCGUUUUGUAACUUGCCUUAAGAUUUGUUGUGAAUCAGUGCUAUUUUAUUAAACUGAAUUAAAUUGA
Xiphophorus maculatus (southern platyfish) is the source of this 2936-nucleotide messenger RNA. RefSeq names its product tripartite motif-containing protein 16-like. The transcript is spliced from 2 exons. The coding region runs from base 409 to 2079 and encodes 556 amino acids. The record is from RefSeq and is a predicted model, not a curated record. Lineage: Eukaryota; Metazoa; Chordata; Actinopteri; Cyprinodontiformes; Poeciliidae. Gene Ontology annotation, molecular function: protein binding; zinc ion binding.